Molecule: messenger RNA, 603 nt
Organism: Hansenula ciferrii
Lineage: Eukaryota; Fungi; Ascomycota; Saccharomycetes; Phaffomycetales; Wickerhamomycetaceae
Gene: SYS1
Product: Sys1p
Exons: 1
Coding region: 1-603 (200 amino acids)
Biological process (GO): Golgi to plasma membrane protein transport; Golgi to endosome transport; protein localization to Golgi apparatus
Cellular component (GO): Golgi membrane; trans-Golgi network
Source: RefSeq, a predicted model, not a curated record
AUGGACUUCCAAUCACUCAGACCAUGGGCAGCAUCACUCCAACGGUUCCAAGGUUAUAUUAGAGUACCCGAUGUUUCAUUCUCAGAUUUCACAAAUAAUCAAGAUUCAUUAUCACCAUCAAAAAUUACAAUUCAAAUCUUAAUAUUACAAUUUUUUUAUUAUAUCAUAGCUACAAUCUUUAGUUUUUCAAUAGCAUGGAUCUUAGGGUUAGAUUUUUCAUUAGAUUGGGUUUUCAAUUGGAAUUCAGUUUCAUUGGAUAAUACUUUAGGUUUAACAAUGAUUGGACUUUGGUUAUUUGAUUCAUUAUUAUGUGUUAUAUUCAUGACUGUUAUAGUGGGGAGAUCUAAAUUAGCAUGGGAUUUUGCCCUAACGAUACAUUUAAUCAAUUUAAUCAUUGUAUGGAUUUAUUCAGGUUCAUUCCCAGGGAAUUUAGUUUGGUGGAUUGUUCAAAUUUUAAGUUGUAUUAUCUUAGUUAGUUUAGGUACUUGGUCAACAAGAUGGAAAGAAUUAAGAGAAACUUUUUUCGAAGGUUUAGUUGAUCCUGAAUUAGGAAAUGGUGUAGGGAAUCAAAGACCUGUCAUUGAAAUGCAGGAUCAUUCAUAA